UUUUUUUUUUUUUUUAUAACUAUUUUUUUCUUCUUUUCUUAUUGUCAAGCAUGAGAGGGCCUGUUGUACUCAGUGGCUCAUCCCAUCCAAAACUUGUUCAACAGAUCUGUGAUCGCCUCGGUAUAGAGCCUGGUCGUUCAAAGCUUUCGAAAUUUAGCAACAAUGAAACUCGAGUAGAGCUUUAUGAGUCUGUACGCGAACAAGACGUUUAUAUUGUCCAAUCAGGAUGUGGUCAUGUCAAUGAUCACUUUUUUGAACUUUGCAUCAUGAUUCAGGCUUGCAAGACAGCAUCAGCUAGAAAGGUAACAGCAGUCUUACCCUUUUUCCCAUAUUCAAGACAACCCGAUGCACCAUUUAAGAGAUCAGGAGCUCCGCUCAUUCGUCCACCCCCCAUGACAGUACCUUCAUCCCCCAAGACAACUCCAGCAACCCCUAACGGUAUCUUCCCACAUGAAAAUGCUAUACCAAAUACAAUAUUUUCUCGACUAGCUGAGGAAAUAGAAGGUCAAAAGAUUAAAGUGGGCGGAAAUAAUAAUAUGCAACCACAGCUGAAUUCCACCCAACAGAAUGAUGGAUAUAAACAAUGGGUUGUUCGUUCUGGUACUUUAAUUGCUGAUCUAUUAAGUUGUGCAGGCGCUGACCAUAUUAUUACAAUGGAUUUACAUGAUCCUCAGUUUCAAGGUUAUUUUGAUUGUCCUGUUGAUAAUCUAUCCUCUUUGCCUUCUAUGGGUAAAUAUAUUUAUCGUAAUAUACCUAAUUAUAAAACUGCAGUCAUUGUUUCCCCAGACGCAGGUGGUGCUAAACGUGCAACCUCUAUUGCUUCCAAACUACAUAUGGACUUUGCUCUCAUUCAUAAGGAACGUAUGCGAGCUAAAAGAGGGGAUGAUUUGAUGUUGGUAGGCGAUGUACGCAAUAAAGUUUGUAUUCUCAUCGAUGAUAUCGCCGAUACCUCUUUUACUAUCACAAAGGCUGCAAAACUAUUACAUGAGAAUGGAGCAACAACGAUUUAUGCUUUAAUUACACAUGCCAUUUUAUCGGGUGAUGCAGUUGAAAGGAUAGAAAAAAGUUAUUUGGACCACGUUAUCGUAAGUGAUUCAGUGCCUCAGGAUGAUCAUCUUAGACAAUGCAAGAAAUUUUCUAUUUUGCCAGUCGCUGUGUUAUUUGCUGAAGCUAUUCGACGUAUCCAUUUUGGUGAAAGUAUUAGUACUUUGUUUGAUCAAACAUAUGAAUUAGUCUAGUAGUAGUGAUAUUUAUUACUUGCAAUAAAAAUAUGAAUUUUCAUAUAUGUACAAUAUAUAUUU
This is a messenger RNA of Cokeromyces recurvatus, 1301 nucleotides long. Its product is annotated as phosphoribosyltransferase-like protein. The transcript has 2 exons. The record is from RefSeq and is a predicted model, not a curated record. Gene Ontology annotation, cellular component: ribose phosphate diphosphokinase complex; cytoplasm. Gene Ontology annotation, molecular function: ribose phosphate diphosphokinase activity; magnesium ion binding. NCBI's taxonomy places the organism in Eukaryota, Fungi, Mucoromycota, Mucoromycetes, Mucorales, Mucoraceae. The coding region runs from base 51 to 1238 and encodes 395 amino acids. Gene Ontology annotation, biological process: 5-phosphoribose 1-diphosphate biosynthetic process; ribonucleoside monophosphate biosynthetic process; purine nucleotide biosynthetic process.